ACGUUUAGCCCUUUCGCAUACACGCAUCCCAGCUACACAUCUGCCAAAAUGGCAGUUAUCUGCAGGAUUGCUCUCACAGGGAUUCUUUGUUUCACCCUAAUUUACCAAGUUUCUUGCGCCUGUCGGUCAUGUCCUUAUGGAACACCGGAUGAGAAAUGCAAAGACAAAUACCAGCCAAAAAACGAGCGAACAGCUUGCGUACCCAGUGAAGAAAACAAUAAAAAGAUGUGCGCUAACUACAAGAAGGGUUGGAAGGCCAUCUGUGUAGUCGGAGUAUCAACCUUUCAGUGCAAAACGUUAUGUCCGCAAAAUACGGCCACCAUCUUGAACUGUGACGUCAUCACCAUGAUUGCUGUCGCUCUCUUCUCCAUCUUGCAUCGUUUGCUUCAUUAAUGGCCUCUAGUAGUGUUUAGAUUACAGGAAUGUUUAGUUUACGAGUGGAGCAUUAUGACAAAUCCACGAUAUAAAAAUUGUUCUACAGGGUAAUGACCUUUCGCCUCUCGAUAUAUAUCACGAUUAUCGACAUAUCUGCGAACUUAAUCGAAAUCUCAAAUCAAUAUUAAGGUACUGUGUUUGUUUACCAAUGUAAAUAUAACAUCUUCAAAACUGGUAAAUAUAUAAUCAAAUAUAUUUAUCAUAUUGUUAUAUGAUAAGAACAGACACAAAUCGCUCUGUAUCAUUGAAACCAUAGGAUUAGUCGUGAGGUCCUGAGUGGCAAGCCUUGUAUGUGUUUCUUAAAAGGGAAUACUGAUGUAUAUAUUCCUAGCAAAAUAUGAGUAUAACUCAGUUCAAUUAUGGUUAAAACUAUUAAGACAUUCGUGUUAUUAAAAACAGUGUACUUCGAAACGCUAUGUAAACUCGUAGACAAGUGUUAUAAGUGUAGCUGGAGUCAGAUUGUAAAAGUGUACUUCGAGUCAGAUUGUAAAAGUGUAGCUCGAGUCAGAUUGUAAAAGUGUAGCUCGAAGCCGAUUGUAAAAGUGUACCUCGAGUUAGAUUGUAAAAGAGUACUUCGAGUCAGAUUGUCACAGUGUACCUCGAGUCAGAUUGUAAAAGUGUAUCUCGAGUCAGAUUGUCACAGUGUAGCUUGAGCCAGUGACGUCCUGUACAUAAGAUACCACUGUCCAUUGUCAAAUUAUAUUCCAUGUCUUCCUACUGGAAGAGACACAUAGUUUGCUUUAGUAAACAGUCCUGUAAGUGUGAUUCACCUCAUACAAAUGUCAUUUCGUCUGAUCCAAUUCUGUAAUGUAAUGCAAUCUAGUAGUUUCCAGCUGCGCAGAUUACACAGAAAAUGUCACAGAUUCACAAGCGGAACAAAUUUAAAUCGCGGCUGUGUCUUAGAUAUUAUAGAUUUUUAAUAAGAAUGUGUACAUUGUACAAAGAAGGCUGUGACCAUACAAAAACUAAACGGAUUUCCUUUUAGUGACGUGAAACGCCUCUGAUUGUAUGCGCAAACACGCUAAGGAGUGAUGGAGGCAAGGGAGACAACUCCCGAAAUCGACUAAUCAAUUUUCUGGCGUUUGAUCAUGCGGUGAUGGUUCGUUUGUUGUUACAUGAAACGCCAUUGAUUGUAUGUGCUGACACACCACCGUGAAAUGCAGGCAAGGGAGGCAACUCCUGAAAGCAGUUGAUCAAUUUAUUACAUUAGAUUCAGCGGUGAUAUUUUGUAUAUUUUUAUGUACAUAAACUAACAUUUUGUAUCUGCAUCAUGUAUUUAGAUAUUUAUUAUUUAUUCGUGACAGGUUUUGCUCGAGGAACAAGGAUAAUGACCAGCCUGAAAAGAUAUUUGUGUCAGCAAGCCUUUACAAGACAUUUGUGAUUCACUUUAAGGUCCUUUUUCAUAAAUUGGUAUUAAGAUCAGCUGAUCCAAAGUAAUACAAACGUGGAUUUUUAUAACAUUAAAACACAUCUUUUUUUCUAACUGAUGACUUUAAUUGCACAUUUCAUUAUUACCAUUUAACAAACUCAAUUUUAGUCAUUAAAAAAACCUUUAGACUUGCGAAGAAAACCUAACCUUAAACUUUUCAUUCUAAAAUAUACGUCUAUAACGUUUAUUUAUUUCAUCCGAAAUUCUGUUCAGAAAUCACGUAAAUCACGUCCAGUUCAAGCUUUUGCAGGUGAUUGCUUCUAAUUGGAAGCGACUUGCAUGGAAUGGUACGUGUAUUGUUAUUGUGAAGAUAAGGUAUUCAGAUUUGUGACAGGAACCGCUGUUUCAUUUUAUUGUAAAAUAGUUUGUAUUAGUGUGUCUUUCGUAGAUAGAGACUGAAAAUAAGCUCGGUAAUGUACUUUCAUAACCGUUUGAAGCACUUGUAAAAUACUUGAUAUGUAUCCAUUAACCUUUGUGAUAUCGUGUCCUUGUUGCCUCAAUCACUCAGGGUGAUGAAUUCAUUCAUAUGCAGUGAAUUCAUUAGGCUGGAUGACUGAGUUUCUUCUAUGUGUAAUUAUUUAUGAACACACAUUAUUAUUCAUUCGCAAACAUCUUUUGAAAUAAACGAUUUGGAAAUAGGAA
Haliotis rubra (blacklip abalone) is the source of this 2506-nucleotide messenger RNA. RefSeq lists its product as uncharacterized. The transcript has 3 exons. Bases 49 to 393 code for a protein of 114 amino acids. The record is from RefSeq and is a predicted model, not a curated record. NCBI's taxonomy places the organism in Eukaryota, Metazoa, Mollusca, Gastropoda, Lepetellida, Haliotidae.